Mercenaria mercenaria is the source of this 2453-nucleotide messenger RNA. RefSeq lists its product as uncharacterized. The coding region runs from base 252 to 707 and encodes 151 amino acids. Lineage: Eukaryota; Metazoa; Mollusca; Bivalvia; Venerida; Veneridae. The record is from RefSeq and is a predicted model, not a curated record. The transcript has 4 exons.
UUUCUUAGUUAAAAUAAAUUUGCUUUCAGUGUUCGGGAAAAUUACCAAUACAAGUGUAUCUGUUAGCGAGCAGUAGCUAGUGUCAGCGAAUGGAUAUGCAAUCGUGAAUUAAAAUGCUUUGAAGCUCUUGUUUUUUUUUUCUCGCGUUGUGGACAUCUCAAACUGUUUUGAAAUUUAUACUUUCUGUAUUAAAAACGGGAUUUAAUUCUUAAACGAAGGAAAAUAACAUAACUAAAAGCCGAAGCGCUGUAAUGGAAAUCAUCCCAGGAAAUAUCUUAAAUUUGAACCAUCGGAUGUUUAUAUGUUCAUUUGCCCUCGUAGUCUCUAUAGCCACGGUUGUGUCUGGACAAAGAUCAACAGGCAAAGGAUAUGACAGUGAAGGUGUUGCCACGAAUGACUUUAAAACGUUAUGGGACGUUUAUAUUUUACCGCACUUAGAACUUGAUCUCAACCGGAAAAUUUCUCAGUGGAUUGAAGAACAGGGGGACAAUCCCGGGUCAUCUAAUUAUGAUCUUUUGAACGAGCAUUCAAGUCCAGACCAAAACGAACAACGCUCAUCCAGAUUUAAACGUCUAGGGGUGGCCGGUUUAGAAAACUUGGAUAUAAUGACCAAAACUCUGGACCAAAAUCGUUUGCCGAUGUCAGUCAACAUGAAUUCAAAUAAACUGCGCAUGCUCAUGAGAACUGUGGGACGCAGAAGGAAGUGAACCGGAAAUUAAACAUUUAAUUGGCAUUCUAAAGCCGAUUUCUUGUAGUGAUAUUUAUAGACAUAUUGCAUUAUCGCAUUGUGAACGUUGUCAUUUUUGCAAACAAACGAUUUAUACACACGCUAUUUAGUUGUGUUUUUUAAAACGCUAUCUUUUAUCAUUAGAAAUAAAUUUUAAUAAGUUACAAGUUUUCAUAUGUCUCCGAAACGAUCUUCAUUUAGUUAGAAAUCGCUAUAUAGUCUUUUUAAAAUUCCAUUCGGUAUUGCAGCGAACUCUUACAGCAUUUGCUACAAAUGAGAAUAUAAUCCAGGCAAAAAUAACAACGUUAACAGCAUUGAAUGAAAUGACCGUGACACUCUUUUUUAUCAGUGCAGUGCAAUAUUUCUUUUUAAGAGCAAAAUCAAAAACAGACAUUUUUAAUUGACGAUCCAUCUGUAAUAAAUAUAUUUGAUUUAUACUAAACUCGUUGCCAAUCAAUAAUUAUAAAGAAGAAAAUGUCUUGUAUAUCUUUACUAAAAUAGUCCAUGUAUCCAGAUUUAUGUACCACUUCUCGAAAAGCAAAAAGUUUCCCUGUUUGUAAAACAUGUAAAAUAUUUUCAAUGCGUUUGUCACACAGACAAACAAACAAAUUAUGACAAAUAUAAGGAAUUCGGUUGUUAUUUUUGGCAUACCCGUAAACACUGAAUGAUAAUAAUUCAGUUCUUACAGACAGAACUGUCUGCUUUAAAUGAUAUCGAUACAGAUCUGGAGAAUGAGAUUUACAACUGUACUCACCGUAAAAUGUUAUUCUCAUUACUUGGUCAACAAACCCAUUAACAGUACAACAUCUAACAACCAUGUCUGGUUGUUUCACUAACAUUGUGAAAUAUCAGGUAGCAUCACCUUGAAAGGUGAUGUAAUUAAUAUUCUAGACAGCCUUCCACAUUUGAUAAUCACUUUUCUCUCUAAAUGAAAGUGGAGCAUUCCUCAAAGUCACUUUACAGGACAUGAGAAGAUCUACAGCUUUUCAUGUUAAAACAAUCUGUUAUAAAAAUAGAAAAAGAGGAAUCUCCACAGGUCUCUCAACACGACAAAAAUGAAAAUGCUGCAGGCUCGGUUUGAUUGAGCCUAUUCAUGGAUGGUAGUGGAAAUGCAUACUACCGUCCACGCCCUCUAGCCCCGGGUUGAGCAGAACUCAACAUUUACACAUGCUACAAGUACAAAAGCAAUUUAGAGAUAUUCGCAGACGUGUUCAUACUACAGUGCAUAUGGCUAAGUUCACGACGAACUCUGGGGUUGAGUAGAAACCAACUCUAUAAUCGAUAACCCACUUGAACGGUCUAAGUUAGUACACCAUUGGUACCUUCCUUGUUGGAGAGCUGAAGUCCUAAAACUCCGCUACGAGGCAGGGUUUAUUGCUUGCUGGCUUUUCAUCACAGCGCUCAAAGUGCAGGGGAAAAAAAGUUUUACAUAUUUCCAGGGCCAAAUUUCUGACUGGUCAUUUACUUUACAGGUGGGAUAAAGAAGCAUUUACACAACAGCCUACACUUCCCCAGAGCUCCGACGUGAACUUAGCCUAUGUGUAAUUCCAUGAAAAGCGGCGUAUGGUCCCCAGUUAAAACAAGUGAAUGAAGUAUUGCAAUGCAAUACAAAGUCCCCUACUGGAAGGCACCUAAUCUUCUCUACUGCAGUAUAACAUAAUGAACUGAUAUCUGUCAAUGAUGUGUAAACAAAAUUGUACUAUAUAUAAUAUAAUAUAACAAAGCA